This is a messenger RNA of Mucor mucedo, 904 nucleotides long. RefSeq lists its product as uncharacterized. The record is from RefSeq and is a predicted model, not a curated record. NCBI's taxonomy places the organism in Eukaryota, Fungi, Mucoromycota, Mucoromycetes, Mucorales, Mucoraceae. The coding region runs from base 283 to 708 and encodes 141 amino acids. The transcript has 5 exons.
ACGAUUUUACUCUCAAAUUCUGUCAUGAUAUUUGUCACUCAAGUAUUCAAUCCGCCUGAAAUAGCUGAACAAGAAUCAACAUAUAACCAUAGAUUAGUGUUCGGGAUGAAGAUCGAAACUCCCGAGCGAGCUUCGAUCGUGUUCCAGUCGAAGCUCCCUUGAAUCCAAAAUAAGUGGCGCAUCCUCGAGUGCAACAGCUCGGUUCGAGUUUUGUUCGAAUUGGCGCAAGAUCGGUGGAAGCUCGAAAAGAUUGAACACUACCAUAAAGUAAUUUGGAGGUUCAUGGACACCAUCAAACUUGUCACUCCAUACUGUAAAUUCAUUCCCGGUGAGACUCGCUUACAAGCAAUAAAAUUUGAAUUAGAGCGUCGACGCCUUUCAACUUCCAGUUUUUACAAUGCAGACGGUGUCCUCAUUGACAAUAGUUCUGGCAUGGAGCUUGCGCUUUUGGAGACGACAGGGCCAUUUGGCUUGAAAAAUAUCCCGCGUGAGACCACUGACCACGCAAAAGCGGUCUAUGGACUUAUGGCGAUGUUACACAACAUCGCUUACACUUAUAUUUAUGCCGAUGCUGAUAUUUUUUUGAGGCUUAGAGUAUCUUUAUUCAUGCUGCCGGUGAAAAAUACGUCUUUGGUCCUUUGGAAUUUGACCAUGCUAUAUUGUCAUGAAAAAGAUGCCGCUAACAUGAUUGCAUGUUCUCGUCAUUAAAAAACCAGUGGAUGCUAUAUCCGAUAAUGAUAUUUCAUUCCGAUCUUUAGCAAUGCGCAUCUUACCGCAUGCAAAGUGAAAUGUUACCCACAAGUAAUGUCGAUUGCAAGGAAAAAUUUAAGAAUAUCACGAAUAUGAUGUGGGAAUUAAAGACUGGAAUAGAUAACUCUCAUGACUUAUUGCAAGAGAUAAAAGA